AUGUCUCUCACGCUCAAGGUCACAUCACUGUUCGUCAGAACGCUUGCGAAGCCUGUAGCAAAUGCCAUCAAACGCAAUGCCCACGAACACGAUCGCUUCCGCCGGAUAUGCGUCAAAUUUGCCCAAGGUUUGCAUCGCGUCGAUAUGCGCAUGCGCCUCGGCCUCCUCCAGGACCCGGCUGUUAUCGACAGACAGAUUAAGAAGGAAGUCCAAUUAGCAGAGGCUGCGCGGAAAAAAGCAGCCGCCCCAACGGUUCUUACUGAAGAGGAGAUGAAGGCGGAGGAGGCGCUCACGGAGAAGGAACGAGAAGCUAUCAAGAAGAAGACUGAAGAGAGAAUUAAGCCGCGUAUCCGACCUCUAUCCGAACAAAAAGCCAUCGAGAUGGGCGCCAACUUCGCUGCCGAGACUUUCAUAUUCGCUGUUGGGAUCGCUGUAAUUCUCGUCGAGCAAUGGCGGCAAAGAAGGAAGGCACGCAAUGCCAGAGACGACAUAAGAGAAGAUUUGGAGGAGGUGCAGGCUGAGCUCAAGGCAGUCAAGGCAGAAUUCGAGGAGUUCAAGGCGAAGCACCCGGAGCCCGCAUCCUCAAAGUUACUAGGAUUCUUCACGGGCAGUGGGAAGAAGGAAGACAAGAAGCCUGAAGCCGUGAGCGCCGAAGCGAAGCCAGCAUCUGUCGAGGCUCAGCGCGAUGCCACCCAAUCGACGAAUGCUACAUCCGCGAUGCAAGAGCAGUCGUCAGCCGAUAAGCCCUCACAACAUAAGGAUCUAGGCAUGUACACUCGGGAAGCGUAG
Messenger RNA from Alternaria ventricosa, 789 nucleotides. RefSeq lists its product as uncharacterized. Gene Ontology annotation, cellular component: mitochondrion. The record is from RefSeq and is a predicted model, not a curated record. The coding region runs from base 1 to 789 and encodes 262 amino acids. Lineage: Eukaryota; Fungi; Ascomycota; Dothideomycetes; Pleosporales; Pleosporaceae. The transcript has 2 exons. Gene Ontology annotation, biological process: regulation of lipid metabolic process.